Messenger RNA from Lodderomyces jiufengensis, 1083 nucleotides. RefSeq lists its product as uncharacterized. Gene Ontology annotation, biological process: regulation of DNA-templated transcription. The transcript has a single exon. Lineage: Eukaryota; Fungi; Ascomycota; Pichiomycetes; Serinales; Debaryomycetaceae. Bases 1 to 1083 code for a protein of 360 amino acids. Gene Ontology annotation, cellular component: nucleus; Rpd3L complex; Rpd3L-Expanded complex. The record is from RefSeq and is a predicted model, not a curated record.
AUGCUGGGAAUAGAAGAACUACUGACUAAUCAAUUUGAUCAAGCCAAGGAAGUACAAGAUCAAGAUAGAGAAAGCGAUGAAAUAGUUGAAGAAGAAGUAUUAGUAUAUCCAUCAUAUUCAUUACAAAAUUCAUUUAUAUCAACCAUAGAUCAUUUACCUUGUGAUAUUAUAAGAUCAUUGUGGCUAAUACAAUCAUGUAAUAUUAAGAUUAACACAUAUAAAGAAGAAUUGGAAAAAAUUUUGGAAAAAUAUCAAUUAACAAGUCAAAUACUGGAUGAUGAAUUAUCAAGAAUAUAUAAUUUAAAACAUCUAAUAAUACAACUAUCAAAUGAGACAAUACAAGAAGCAACAACUUUGAAUAAUCAAUUAAUUACUCACAAAUUAUAUUUACAUGAUGAAAUUAAUCAAUUAUCUCAAAUAAAAGAUAAGAAACAAGAAGUUACAAAUGUAAACAAUUUUAAAAAAUAUGAUCAAUUAAAAUCUCAAUUAAGACAACAUUAUAUGGAUCAUCCAUUAAAAUCUCAAAUUGAAGCAAUUAACGAAGGUAAAACAACACCAAAAAAAAUCUCAACAACUACAAAAUCAGGUUUAAAAUUAAUUUUAAAAUUACCUAAACAAGAUAAAGUUAUAAAACCAAAAAUUAAUGGAUUUUCUUCUUCAUCAGCAAUUGUAAAACAACAAAAUCAUCCUAAAUUGAAAACGAUAAUCAAACCAAAAUUACAAAAUAAAGAAGAACCAAAAAAAAUCAAACAUAUAAAGAAAGUAGAAACUGAAGUUGAACUAAAAGAAGAACUAAAAGAAAAUAUAGAAGAAGCACAAAAAGACGAAGAAAUAGAACAAACAUAUUGUUUUUGUCAUCAACCUUCUUUUGGCGAUAUGAUAUCUUGUGAUAAUGAAAAAUCAUGUCCUAAUGGAGAAUGGUUUCAUUAUAAAUGUGUUGGAUUAUUAAAUAGAGUAGAUGCUUUAAAAUACACAACGGGAAAAAUAUCAUGGUAUUGUUCAGAUCAUUGUCGAGAAAUUGGUGAACAAGAUAAAUUAAAAAAAUUAGAAAUUUUGAAAAGGAAAAGAAAACGGAAAUGGUAA